UGCCUCGCGGCGAAAGCCGCAGCAUCUCGAUUUUGCCAGAGCUCCAAGAACAAACUCUCUCUCUCUCUCUCUCUCUCUCUCUCUCUCUCACUGUGAUCCUCAUUCCCUUUUCCUCGCUCCAUCAUCUUCCUCUUCGUCUUCGCACCACCAUCAUAUACGCACGAGAGAGAGAGAGAGAGAGAGAGAGAGAGAGGGAGCGGCGGAGGAGGAGCGGAUCGCGGUGGAUGUGAUGGUGCUUGCGGCGGCGGCGGCGGCGGCGAGGUAGAGGAGGAGGAGGAGGAGGAGGAAACGCGCGCGCCGAGGAGACGAGGGAGAGGGGGAGGGGGAGGAGGAGGGCGCCAUGAUUCAGAGGGCGGUAGUCGCGGUCGCGGUCGUCGGAAUCGUCCUCAUCGCGUUCUCCAUCUCCCGCAAGGAGGGGUACCUUCAAAGUCUAAAGUUGCCUGAAAUAACUCAUAGAGUUUAUUUGGAUGUUGAUAUUGACGGCCAGCGUGCAGGUAGAAUUGUCAUCGGGUUAUAUGGCGAAGUGGUACCCAAAACUGUUGAAAACUUCAGGGCCCUCUGCACAGGCGAAAAAGGUGAGGGGGCCAGUGGAAAGCCUCUUCACUACAAGGGAACGCCAUUUCAUCGCAUAAUACCAGGUUUUAUGAUUCAAGGUGGUGAUGUCGCUCAAGGUGAUGGAAAGGGCGGCGAAUCAAUAUAUGGUGGCACAUUUCCUGAUGAAAACUUCACCAUAAAACAUUCACAUGCAGGUAUCGUAUCUAUGGCGAACUCCGGACCUAAUUCAAAUGGAUCCCAGUUCUUCAUAACCACAGUUAAAACAUUCUGCACACGAAUUUUUGAUUCUAGGUUGGACGGGGAGCAUGUUGCUUUUGGUAAGGUGAUCCAGGGUAUGGAUGUGGUUUACGCCAUCGAGGGGGGAGCUGGGACUUACAACGGGAAGCCGAGAAAGAAGGUUGUCAUUGUCGACUCGGGCGAGAUACCGAAGAGCAAAUGGGACGAGGAGAGCUGAGUUACUUCUUGCUGCAUCAAUCCCAUUCAAAUGCUGAAGCAGCGUGAAUUCGACUGGCCAUUUGAGGUCUGACUCUCACAUGAACUGCAUGAUGUUGUAAAAUCAGAGUGAUUUAGGAGAGUAGUUGAUCAAAGAAACAAAUUUAGGGGGUUGUGGGGGUUUCCUUUCAUUGAUAGCUUGUUUAAGUGUGGAAACCCGUUGUCUUUCCUUUU
Molecule: messenger RNA, 1221 nt
Organism: Ananas comosus (pineapple)
Lineage: Eukaryota; Viridiplantae; Streptophyta; Magnoliopsida; Poales; Bromeliaceae
Product: peptidyl-prolyl cis-trans isomerase CYP21-1
Exons: 7
Coding region: 341-1009 (222 amino acids)
Biological process (GO): protein peptidyl-prolyl isomerization; protein folding
Cellular component (GO): intracellular membrane-bounded organelle
Molecular function (GO): peptidyl-prolyl cis-trans isomerase activity
Source: RefSeq, a predicted model, not a curated record